Aureobasidium subglaciale EXF-2481 is the source of this 1100-nucleotide messenger RNA. RefSeq lists its product as uncharacterized. Lineage: Eukaryota; Fungi; Ascomycota; Dothideomycetes; Dothideales; Saccotheciaceae. The record is from RefSeq and is a predicted model, not a curated record. The transcript has a single exon. Bases 82 to 909 code for a protein of 275 amino acids. Gene Ontology annotation, cellular component: mitochondrial inner membrane. Gene Ontology annotation, molecular function: membrane insertase activity. Gene Ontology annotation, biological process: protein insertion into mitochondrial inner membrane from matrix; mitochondrial respiratory chain complex IV assembly.
AUGCUUCUCCGCUCGUGGGAAAGGAGAGCUGAGGUUCAACGGGCACUGUUCAAUCGACUGCCUGUGCCUCAUAGAUUUAUGAUGUUUCUGACGACAGUCUUGGUCUCUGACGGUCUCAGGAGAAUGAUGGGUGCUAGAGAGGGCCUCUUGAAGUUUAUUCUCGGUCCUCUCGACUGGACUUUGAGUUGGCUACUCCCAACAUCUCUUGUAGAGGGCGAUUCUGAGAAACCCAUCGAGAAUUCGUCAAAUGCCUCUGUUCCUGCUCCUGCCUCUACCUCUACCCCUGCCUCUGCUCCUGCAUCUACCUCUACCCCUGUCUCUGCUUCUGCCUCCAACGCAGCAACCAGCCAAGAUCAUGUCGAGCUACCCGAAUCGCCUGAGUUUGCCCAAGACUUGGUCCCGUCCAACGCAACGCUGCAUGAGACUGCUAUUUCUCAAGAUGCUUCGCAGGCGUUGGCGGGUCAUGCGAACUCUGCUUGGUUUGACCCGAGCAUGAUGACUGAGGGAUUCUCCUGGUGUCCGGAUUUGACAAUGGCAGAUCCCACUUUCACACUGCCCGUAAUAUUCAGCGGUACUUUUUUCGCCAGCAUAUACUUCUCACCUCGCAUAGCUGGUGCAGCAAGCGCAAAUGACGGAGAGCGAGCGAAACCAACAAAUAUCCAGAGGAUUGGAAUGACGCUCGCCAUGCUAUCUAUCAUUCCGGCUUCCCAGAUGCCCGCUGGACUUUUGCUCUACUUCAUCACCAAUAUGGCCACGAAUAAUGUACAAGCGCGUUGGCUGACCUACACAAAACCCAUAUAUCCGGCACCCACAGCUUGCGCGCGACCUGUUAGAAUGCAGCGUUCCAAGGAGAUUGCAAAGGACAUGCUUCCCAACAAGGCAAGCCCAGCUCUAAAACGUCAAGGCUAGAUGUCUUUGAUCAGCGUUCUGAACAUUGCACCCAUAUUAUCAGGCUUCUCAUCUUGUCGACAAUAUAUCUUCAGGCCAAAAGCAGUUUUUGGACAUGUACGCUACCACACUGUAUUUCUAGAGCAUACUGUACAGUAUGCAAAAAUCAACGAUCAUUAUGACCCACUGCUCAUUGGUAUUAGUCGCAACAG